GGGCAACUUAGCAGCAGGCUAGCUAGUAGUACAGGAACAAAUGGGUGUUCUUCUGUUCUUCGUGCCACUUCUGGUCGCCAUGGUCUCUGCAGCUCUGGCGAUGGGAGCGGAGGGGAUGACAGUGCCAUACUAUGCCUCUGCGUCAGAGCUCAACGCAUACUGGCAGUCAGUGUUUCCCAACAGGACCAUACCAUCAGCCAUACUGGACCACAUCAGUACACCAUCUGGAAAUGAGAGGAACGUUAAGGAACAGGAGCACUAUUGGUCUGUACAGUCAGACCAGCUUAACAAAGAAGAUGCAAAGAUAUUCCAUAACUGGGCACACUUGAUAGCUUCAGAGAAGCUACUGUACCCAGAGACCACCUUCACCCCAGGGUCCAAGAUCAACCUCUACAUCGACCGGGCGGCCGCCUUGCACAGCGCUUGGCUUCGCCCCGACUCUGCCGAUUCAAUCCCGAUAUCCAGAAAGAACUUCAAUGACAUUGUCACCAUGUCCGCGCCGGUAUCCAACUCUAUGGCCCACGGCAUGUGGUCCACGCUGAGCUCGUGCGAGCACCCCCGCGAGGUGGCGGGCGAGCAGAAGGCCUGCGUCGCUUCCGUCGAGUCCAUGCACGGUUUCGCGGCUUCAGCUCUGAGAACAAACGACCUCCGCGCCUUGUCCACAUCCCUCGACGUGCCUGAGGAGGGCAUCAGCUCGCCGUCGCACAUGUACAGGGUGGCGGCGGUGCGUGUAGUCACCGCCGGAGGAGCCAAGCCGGCGGCGGUGGACACCGUGACGUGCCACAGCAUGAGCUUCCCGUUCGCGUUGUUCUACUGCCACGCCGUCAACCCAACAAGGAUCUAUGAGGUUACGUUGCAGAAGGAGGAGACUGCUGCCGUCCCUGCGCCGAGAAGGCCGGCGGUGGUGCGGGCACUUGCGGUGUGCCACGUGAACACCUCAGGGUUUGACCCCACACUGAAGUACUGGGUGAAGCUUGGUGUCAAGCCAGGGGAAGCCCCGGUGUGUCACUUCCUUACAAGGGGCGACGUCCUCUGGGCACCCGCCUCUGCUGCCUGAGUAGAGGGCUAGAGGCAUGCUCCACCGUGGGCCAUGUUGUAUGUAGAAAAUAAGGAAGACGAGACCGAAGCCUCGUGUGCAUCGAGCUGUGUUGUUUGUCCCGAUUCCUGAGCCUGAGGGCUUCAAUGAAAAAAUACAAAAAUGGUUGUCCUAUCUCA
Molecule: messenger RNA, 1215 nt
Organism: Setaria italica (foxtail millet)
Lineage: Eukaryota; Viridiplantae; Streptophyta; Magnoliopsida; Poales; Poaceae
Product: BURP domain-containing protein 10
Exons: 3
Coding region: 41-1057 (338 amino acids)
Source: RefSeq, a predicted model, not a curated record